AUGUACGCCACCUCGCGUCUCGACGGCCGCGGGGCAGCGUCGGGCGCGAACGCUAGCUGGGAGGGGCUCAGGAGGCAGGCGCGGGUCACGGAGGAGCAGAUUGAGCAGCAGCUCAGCGCGUUGUCACGUCUCUCGGGACAGCUGACCUACUCGUACGUCGGAGCCGAUCCCUCCGCGGCGCUGCAAUCGAAGCAGAAGGUGGCGGACAUCGAGAAGCUGCUGGACCAGCUGAAGGAGAUCAACGAGGCGAUGGCGUCCCACGGGGGGGAGUCGCGCUCGUUUGUACGCGCGCGGCACCGCGAGAUCUUCCUGGACCUGAGCCAGGAGUUCCGGCGGCUGCGGUCCACGCUCGGGCAGGCGCAGGACACGGCCGAGCUGCUCGCGGGGGCCACGGGCGGCGACCGCUGGGGCGCGGGCGCGGACGGCGCGGCGCCCCCCGGCGCCACGGCAGCGCUGCUGCGCGAGCGCGGGAUGAUCUCGAGCAGCAUGGCGGCGGUGGACGGCGUGAUCGGGCAGGCGGCGGCGGUGGCGGGGUCGCUGUCGUCGCAGGGGUCGCUGCUGGAGGGCAUGGGGCGGAAGGUGGUGCAGGUGGGGCACAAGCUGCCCGUGGUCAACGGGAUCCUCAACGCGAUCCGGCGGAAGAAGAGCAAGGACGCGCUCAUCCUGUCCGCGGUCGCCGCGGUGUGCAUCGUGCUCAUAUUCAUCUACGUCACGCGGUGA
This is a messenger RNA of Pedinophyceae sp. YPF-701, 720 nucleotides long. NCBI's taxonomy places the organism in Eukaryota, Viridiplantae, Chlorophyta, Pedinophyceae. The record is from the annotation of a GenBank genome assembly.